This is a messenger RNA of Gigantopelta aegis, 4050 nucleotides long. RefSeq names its product importin-7-like. Bases 90 to 3194 code for a protein of 1034 amino acids. Gene Ontology annotation, cellular component: cytosol; nuclear envelope. Gene Ontology annotation, biological process: protein import into nucleus. The record is from RefSeq and is a predicted model, not a curated record. The transcript has 28 exons. NCBI's taxonomy places the organism in Eukaryota, Metazoa, Mollusca, Gastropoda, Neomphalida, Peltospiridae. Gene Ontology annotation, molecular function: small GTPase binding.
CCAGUUGGCUGCAUGUCGACAAAAAUAGUUGGAAAGAAAAUAUUAUAGAAUACAUUUUAUAACGAUCGUACGUUAAAAUAUUAUAGAUUAUGGAUGUAAACAAAUUAGUAGAGGUGUUGAAGGCCACCCUUGAUCCAGAACAACGUGAAACAGCAGAACAACAUCUUUCUGAGGUUCACAAGAUCAUUGGGUUUGCUCCUAUAAUUCUCCAACUUGUAAUGGCAGAACAAGUUGACAUGCCAGUCCGACAAGCAGGUAUUAUCUACCUGAAGAACAUGAUCACACAGUUCUGGGUGGAGCAGAAAGCCGAGAACCCCACAGAUCCCGUGCCAUUUAACAUCCAUGAACAGGAUCGCGCAGCUAUUCGAGACGUCAUAAUCGAGGCAAUCAUUCACGCUUCGGAGCCAAUCAGGGUACAACUUUGUGUCUGUAUCAGCCACAUUGUGAAGCAUGAUUUCCCUGGACGGUGGACAAACCUUGCAGACAAGAUUGUUGGAUUCAUUCAGUCAGACGAUCCAAAAACAUUGAUGGGCGCUCUUUUGUCAUUGUAUCAGCUUGUCAAGGUUUACGAGUACAAACGUCACGAGGAGCGGAAAGUGCUCGAUGAACUGAUGGUUCACUUGUUGCCUCUGAUUUACCAGCGGAUCAUCCAUCUCAUGCCGGAUGUUGGGGAGCUGGCCAACCUGUUGCAGAAACAGAUUCUGAAAAUAUUCUAUGUCUACACACAGAACUGGUUGCCACAGGAUACUCUGAAACGAGAAGCCUUUACACAGUGGAUGGAAGUGUUCAGAAUCAUCAUGGACAGACCUGUGCCAGAGGAAACCCUGCAGGUAGAUGAAAAUGAUAGACCUGAGUUGCCGUGGUGGAAAGUGAAGAAGUGGGCAGUGCACAUCCUGGCUCGGAUAUUUGAGAGGUAUGGAAGUCCUGGGACUGUCACCAAAGAAUACCAGCAAUUUGCUGAAUGGUAUUUGAAGAGUUUUUCAGCUGGAAUUUUGCAAGUUUUACUGAAACUACUGGAUGAGUACAGACAACACAUUUACAUUGCACCCCGUGUUCUGCAGCAGGCUCUCAAUUACAUAAACCAGGGAAUCAGUCAUGCAUUCUCCUGGAAGUUCAUAAAACCACACAUGCAGGACCUGAUCCAACAGGUGAUAUUCCCAUUGAUGUGUCACAGUGAGGAGGACGAUGAACUCUGGAACACCGACCCACAUGAAUAUAUCAGAGUUAAAUAUGAUGUGUUUGAAGAUUUCCUGUCGCCUGUAAUGGCUGCUCAGAUAGUGUUUUACUCUGCCGCCGCUAAGAGGAAAGAGGUUCUUAACAAGGCUAUGGGUUUCUGCAUGUCCAUUCUUACCCAGCCGAAUGUCGAACCCAGGCAGAAGGAUGGAGCGAUGCACAUGAUAGGAGCGGUUGCCGAGGUUCUCCUCAAGCGUAAAAUCUACAAAGAUCAGGCAGAGAUGAUGUUGAUAAACCAUGUAAUACCUGAAUUCACCAGCCAGAAUGGAUACCUUCGAGCAAGAGCGUGUUGGGUGAUCCGCUACUUCUGUGAAUUGAAGUUCAAACAGGAGCGGAACCUGAUCGUGGCCGUGGAGGCUGUGAAGGAGUGCCUGUGCAAUGACAAAGACCUGCCCGUCCGAGUGGAGGCUGCCUUAGCACUUCAGAUGCUCAUCACCGAGCAGGAGAAAGCAAAAGUAUACAUACAACCAUUUGUGAAACCAGUUGUUUUAGAACUUUUACAAGUAAUUCGAGAAACCGAGAAUGAUGACCUUACAGCAGUGAUGCAGCGGAUAGUAUGCACUUACGUUGAUGACGUUAUUCCAAUUGCAGUGGAAAUGAUGACUCAUCUGGCUCAAACCUUUGCACAAGUUCUGGAUUCUGACACUGAUGGUUCUGAAGAAAAAUCUAUAGUUGCCUUGGGUGUACUUAAUACAAUGGAAACAUUACUCAGUGUUAUGGAAGAAAAUAAGGAGAUUAUCAUUCAGUUAGAAGGAAUAGUUCUUACAGUCAUAGGACAUAUACUUCAACAAAACAUAAUAGACUUCUAUGAGGAGGUUUUAUCUCUGAUCUACAGUCUGACGAGUUCACAGGUGUCACACCACAUGUGGGAGGUGCUGGGCAUGAUCUACCAGAUGUUCCAGAAGGAUGGAAUUGACUAUUUUACAGACAUGAUGCCAGCACUUCAUAACUACAUCACUGUUGAUACAGAUGCUUUCCUUGCAAACCCACAGUACAUUCAAACCAUUUAUGAAAUGUGCAAGACAGUUUUGACGUCUGAUGUUGGAGAAGACCCAGAAUGCCAUGCUGCUAAACUCCUAGAAGUUAUCUUGUUACAGUGUAUCGGGAAAGUGGAUGCAGUCGUUCCGUCAUUUGUGGAGUUGGUUUUGCAGCGGUUGACACGUGAAGUGCAGACAUCUGAAUUGAGAACUAUGUGCCUACAAGUUGUGAUAGCUGCCCUCUACUAUAACACACACCUGUUGCUGGAUACCUUAACCAAGAUAUCCAUGCCCAAUGUGCAGGGCUCCAUUGCAGCGCAGUUCUUUAAACAGUGGAUACAUGAUUGUGACUGCUUUUUAGGAUUGCAUGACAGAAAAGUGUGUGUUCUCGGUCUGUGUUCACUUAUUAACAUGCCUCAUACAAGACCAGCAGAAAUUGCUGAGCUUAGUACCCAGCUUAUUCCAGCCUCAUUGUUACUGUUCCAGGGUUUAAAACGAGCCUAUGCAAGUCGUGCAAAUGAAGAUGAAGAAUCAUCGGAUGAAGAGGAAAUAGAUGAAGAAAACGAAACGGAGGUUCUAGAUAGUGAUGAAGAUGAGAUUGAUGAUGAAGGACUGCAAUAUUUAGAAAAGUUAGAAAAAGCGGCGAAUGAGGACGACAGCGAUGCUGAAUAUACAGAUGAUGGUGCUGAAGAGACAGCUUUAGAAAGUUACCAGACUCCACUGGAUGAAGAGAAAUGUCCUGUUGACGAAUACGUCAUUUUCAAAACCAUCCUUGAAAACGUACAGGGAGCCGAUUCCCAGUGGUAUAAUUCACUAGUGAGUCAGCUGACUCCCGACCAGCUCAAAGAGAUUGAGGAGAUAUUCACACUGGCUGAUCAGAGGAAAGCAGCUGCAGAAUCGAAGAGAAUAGAAGAACGAGGAGGCUAUAUGUUCACAAAUAAACAAGUUCCUCAAACAUUCAACUUUGGGGGACAGAUGUCUUAAUAACAGAAUACUGCAUAAGCAAAACAGUGCAAAUGUGAUGGUGACUGAUUCAUUUCUCAGUAUUUGGCAAAACAAUUCAGACAUUAGGAAGAAUACAGAAUGGCCGAAUCUGCAUUUAUUGAAAUAUGUGCUUGUUUGCAAAAUGAACUCUUGGUGACUUUAAGUGGACUGAAAAGAACGUCCACUGCUCUUGUUUUGGUUGCUUCUGCUUGUGUAGAAAACCUUGGACAAUGCCAGUGUUGCCAAGACGACGACCUAUUGUGAACUCUGUCAGUGAGCAACUCUGGCUUGCUUGAAGCUGAAGUGUCCCUGUUUAUCAGCAAUCUGUGAUAUUGAGAAGUACAUUGUACCUAGGAGAAGCAGGGAGCAUGUGGACAUGAGUGAACAUUUUUCCACCCUCUCGGGGGGAAAAUGUUCAGACAACUUCACUGGCACACAUUUCUCGUUUUGGUUUUUUUGGUCGGGAAUUUGGUUUCUUUGUGAUUAAAGAACACACUUGUGAUUGUUCAGAGUUAGCAUAAAAUUACUAAAUGACGAAUGCAGUAUUUCAGGUUUUCAAUUUGCACCUUCAUGCAAAAGAUAUUCUUUCAAAUAAAUUUUUGUUGUUGGACAAUUUAUAUUUAUUGGUGCAUAUUGUUUCUGAAAUUUGUUAUGAAAAGAAAAAGUAUUUUUAUACUUGUGUUAAAUUCUGAAAGUUUCUAAUAUGGAAUGUUAUUUCUUGAAUACAGAGCUAAUAAAAUAUGCAAAUUUUGAUAAAUCUUGUAAAAUAAAUAAACAUUGUUGUAGGGAGUAUGUUUAGAAAGAUGGUUUCAGUUUUCUAUACAGGGUUCAUCCAUAACAGUUUGUAGAUGUUUUG